UGAUUUAAAUUACAUGCAUUUAUAAUUUCUUCAAUUCUUCUGGCAUUUUGCAUAGGAUAAAAUUGUUUUUGUGUCGUAAACUCCAUGUCAAAGUGUUAUGUAAGAAGGCUGUCAACAGACUCACGUUCCUCUUCGGUCGAAUAAAAUUUACAUUUUACCUCAUCCUACCUAUAUUUAAAGAUGGCAGACAAGGCAGUGUCGACGGCCAGCAAGCCUAUGAUGCGAGGACUCCUCAACUCUCAGAUCAAACGCAACCUCACCAUCUCUCUGGUGCUCGCCGGUAUCUCUGGCUUCGCCUUCAAGCAGAUCGUUGGCAAUGAGCGCAAGAGGAAGUACGCUGAAUUCUACAGGACGUACGAUGCUGAGAAGGAAUUCGAAGAGAUGAAGAAGAAGGGUCUAUUCCAAUCCUGCUAAGCAAGAACAGUCCUAGAGUAGUAUUAAUUUUAUUUCGCUGUGAAAAUGAUUUAAUUAUAAAUAAAAUUAUAUUGUAAAAUAUA
Molecule: messenger RNA, 497 nt
Organism: Trichoplusia ni (cabbage looper)
Lineage: Eukaryota; Metazoa; Arthropoda; Insecta; Lepidoptera; Noctuidae
Product: cytochrome c oxidase subunit 6C-like
Exons: 3
Coding region: 181-414 (77 amino acids)
Source: RefSeq, a predicted model, not a curated record